AUGAAAACUUACGGUGAGAAGCCAAAUUCGUUUGCGCUCGAAGAAGGUGGGGACCGCUAUUAUAUAGGAUCUGAGGUCGGAAACUAUUUGAAGCUUUUCCGUGGAGCGCUGUACAAAAAAUACCCACAGUUAUGGCGAAGAACUGCUACUCAAGACGAAAAGAAGAAAAUGCAGCAGAUCGGUUUCAGUCAGAGUACAUUGUCGACCAAUAUCAUGCUGAUGCGCGCGUCUGAAAUAGACGAGGUUUUCGCUGGAAACGAUGAAAAAUACCGCGCCGUUGCUCUCGGUAGCAAUAGCGACGUGUCAACGAUCAUUGCCACAAAGUAG
Molecule: messenger RNA, 327 nt
Organism: Soboliphyme baturini
Lineage: Eukaryota; Metazoa; Nematoda; Enoplea; Dioctophymatida; Soboliphymatidae
Source: the annotation of a GenBank genome assembly